AUGCCUCCCCCCGUUGAGGACGUGUCCGAGGAAGAGUCUGGUGAUAUUCCUUUCAGGGACGCGCCGGAAGAUCUUGAUGACAAGCAAAAGGACGGUGACAACAAAGACAGCGACGAAGAGGAUGACGAUGACGACGAGGAGAACUAUGUGGUUGAAAAGAUCGUCAGACACGACUGGCUAGAUGAUGGUACCCUUAAGCUCUUCGUCAAAUGGCAAGGCUAUGAUGCUAUCAAGGACCAUACGUGGGAAGAAGAAGAGAACCUGAUGGAAGGCGCAUCCGAGAUCCUUACUCAGUACUACGCCAAGAUCGGGGGCCGCCCCGAGCGGCCUACAACAGAGAAGCCCAAGCCGGGUAGGAAGCGCAAGUCCAUGGGGGAAUCGAGCUCUAAGCCCGCCACACUAAAUGAGACUCCAGUCCCCGCCGCCAAGAGAGGCCGCAAAUCGGCGGCGACAAAAGAGCUCGAGAAAGUGGCCGAUAAAGCGAAGGAGAACUCCGUUCAGGUUGUAGACGACGAUGGCAACUGGCUGCCCAAGGGCAAGUGGGACAAGGAACUCAAAGAGGUCUCCACCAUCAUGCGAGGGGAGAAGGACGAGGGCCUCUUCGCAUACCUAUUAUUCAACAACGGAAAGACUGCCCGCGUGAGCGUUCGAGCAUGCUAUGAAAAGUGUCCCAAGAAGAUGCUCGAAUUCUACGAAUCACACCUUGUGUUCAAAGGCGAGGGCGACGAGUAA
Messenger RNA from Penicillium brevicompactum, 732 nucleotides. Its product is annotated as chromo domain-containing protein. The record is from RefSeq and is a predicted model, not a curated record. Gene Ontology annotation, biological process: chromatin organization; negative regulation of transcription by RNA polymerase II. Bases 1 to 732 code for a protein of 243 amino acids. Gene Ontology annotation, molecular function: chromatin binding. The transcript is spliced from 7 exons. Lineage: Eukaryota; Fungi; Ascomycota; Eurotiomycetes; Eurotiales; Aspergillaceae. Gene Ontology annotation, cellular component: nucleus; pericentric heterochromatin.